Messenger RNA from Oncorhynchus keta (chum salmon), 3765 nucleotides. RefSeq lists its product as uncharacterized. The record is from RefSeq and is a predicted model, not a curated record. NCBI's taxonomy places the organism in Eukaryota, Metazoa, Chordata, Actinopteri, Salmoniformes, Salmonidae. Bases 1823 to 2572 code for a protein of 249 amino acids. The transcript has 3 exons.
GGUAGGCUAGUUGAGAACACAUUUACUUAACCAGGUAGGCUAGUUGAGAACACAUUUAUUUAACCAGGUAGGCUAGUUGAGAACACCUUUAUUUAACCAGGUAGGCUAGUUGAGAACACAUUUAUUUAACCAGGUAGGCUAGUUGAGAACACAUUUAUUUAACCAGGUAGGCUAGUUGAGAACACAUUUACUUAACCAGGUAGGCCAGUUGAGAACACCUUUAUUUAACCAGGUAGGCUAGUUGAGAACACCUUUAUUUAACCAGGUAGGCCAGUUGAGAACACCUUUAUUUAACCAGGUAGGCUAGUUGAGAACACAUUUACUUAACCAGGUAGGCUAGUUGAGAACACAUUUAUUUAACCAGGUAGGCUAGUUGAGAACACCUUUAUUUAACCAGGUAGGCUAGUUGAGAACACCUUUAUUUAACCAGGUAGGCUAGUUGAGAACACCUUUAUUUAACCAGGUAGGCCAGUUGAGAACACCUUUAUUUACUUAACCAGGUAGGCCAGUUGAGAACACCUUUAUUUAACCAGGUAGGCUAGUUGAGAACACCUUUAUUUAACCAGGUAGGCCAGUUGAGAACACCUUUAUUUAACCAGGUAGGCUAGUUGAGAACACAUUUAUUUAACCAGGUAGGCCAGUUGAGAACACCUUUAUUUAACCAGGUAGGCUAGUUGAGAACACCUUUAUUUAACCAGGUAGGCUAGUUGAGAACACCUUUAUUUAAACAGGUAGGCCAGUUGAGAACACCUUUAUUUAACCAGGUAGGCUAGUUGAGAACACAUUUAUUUAACCAGGUAGGCCAGUUGAGAACACCUUUAUUUAACCAGGUAGGCUAGUUGAGAACACCUUUAUUUAACCAGGUAGGCUAGUUGAGAACACCUUUAUUUAACCAGGUAGACUAGUUGAGAACACAUUUAUUUAACCAGGUAGGCCAGUUGAGAACACCUUUAUUUAACCAGGUAGGCUAGUUGAGAACACCUUUAUUUAAACAGGUAGGCUAGUUGAGAACACCUUUAUUUAAACAGGUAGGCCAGUUGAGAACACCUUUAUUUAACCAGGUAGGCUAGUUGAGAACACAUUUAUUUAACCAGGUAGGCUAGUUGAGAACACCUUUAUUUAACCAGGUAGGCUAGUUGAGAACACCUUUAUUUAACCAGGUAGGCUAGUUGAGAACACCUUUAUUUAACCAGGUAGGCUAGUUGAGAACACCUUUAUUUAACCAGGUAGGCUAGUUGAGAACACAUUUAUUUAACCAGGUAGGCCAGUUGAGAACACAUUUAUUUAACCAGGUAGGCCAGUUGAGAACACCUUUAUUUAACCAGGUAGGCUAGUUGAGAACACCUUUAUUUAACCAGGUAGGCUAGUUGAGAACACCUUUAUUUAACCAGGUAGACUAGUUGAGAACACCUUUAUUUAAACAGGUAGGCCAGUUGAGAACACCUUUAUUUAACCAGGUAGGCUAGUUGAGAACACAUUUAUUUAACCAGGUAGGCCAGUUGUGAACACAUUUAUUUAACCAGGUAGGCCAGUUGAGAACACCUUUAUUUAACCAGGUAGGCUAGUUGAGAACACCUUUAUUUAACCAGGUAGGCUAGUUGAGAACACCUUUAUUUAACCAGGUAGGCCAGUUGAGAACACCUUUAUUUAACCAGGUAGGCUAGUUGAGAACACAUUUAUUUAACCAGGUAGGCCAGUUGAGAACACCUUUAUUUAACCAGGUAGGCCAGUUGAGAACACCUUUAUUUAACCAGGUAGGCUAGUUGAGAACACCUUUAUUUAACCAGGUAGGCUAGUUGAGAACACCUUUAUUUAACCAGGUAUGACGGAUCACCACCUCAAGCUGAACCUCGGCAAGACGGAGCUGCUCUUCCUCCCGGGGAAGGACUUUCCGUUCCAUGAUCUCGCCAUCACGGUUGACAACUCCAUUGUGUCCUCCUCCCAGAGCGCUAAGAACCUUGGCGUGAUCCUGGACAACACCCUGUCGUUCUCAACUAACAUCAAGGCGGUGGCCCGUUCCUGUAGGUUCAUGCUCUACAACAUCCGCAGAGUACGACCCUGCCUCACACAGGAAGCGGCGCAGGUCCUAAUCCAGGCACUUGUCAUCUCCCGUCUGGAUUACUGCAACUCGCUGUUGGCUGGGCUCCCUGCCUGUGCCAUUAAACCCUUACAACUCAUCCAGAACGCCGCAGCCCGUCUGGUGUUCAACCUUCCCAAGUUCUCUCACGUCACCCCGCUCCUCCGCUCUCUCCACUGGCUUCCAGUUGAAGCUCGCAUCCGCUACAAGACCAUGGUGCUUGCCUACGGAGCUGUGAGGGGAACGGCACCUCAGUACCUCCAGGCUCUGAUCAGGCCCUACACCCAAACAAGGGCACUGCGUUCAUCCACCUCUGGCCUGCUCGCCUCCCUACCACUGAGGAAGUACAGUUCCCGCUCAGCCCAGUCAAAACUGUUAGCUGCUCUGGUUCCCCAAUGGUGGAACACACUCCCUCACGACGCCAGGACAGCGGAGUCAAUCACCACCUUCCGGAGACACCUGAAAUCCCGCCUCUUUAAGGAAUACCUAGGAUAGGAUAAAGUAAUCCUUCUCACCCCCCCCCCCCUUAAAAGAUUUAGAUGCACUAUUGUAAAGUGGCUGUUCCACUGGAUGUCAUAAGGUGAAUGCACCAAUUUGUAAGUCGCUCUGGAUAAGAGCGUCUGCUAAAUGACUUAAAUGUAAAUGUAGGUAGGCUAGUUGAGAACAAGUUCUCCUUUGCAACUACGACCUGGCCAAGAUAAAGCAAAGCAGUGUGACACAGACAACAACACAGAGUUACACAUGGAGUAAACAAACAAGCCAAUAACACAAACAAGUCAAUUGCACAGUAGAGAAAUCUUAUACAGUGUGUGCAAAAGGCAUGAGGAGGUAGGCAAUAAAUAGGCCAUAGGAGGGAAUAAUUACAAUUUAACAGAUUAACACUGGAGUGAUAAAUGAGCAGAUGAUGAUGUGCAAGUAGAGAUAAUUGUGUGCAAAAGAACAGAAAAGUAAAUAAAAUAAAAACAGUAUUGGGAUGAGGUAGGUAGAUUGGGUGGGCUUUUUACAGAUGGACUAUGUACAGCUGCAGUGAUCGGUUAGCUGCUCAGAUAGUUGAUGUUUAAAGUUGGUGAGAGAAAUAAAAGUCUCCAACUUCAGCGAUUUUUGCAAUUCGUUCCAGUCACUGGCAGCAGAGAACUGGAAGGAAAGGCGGCCAAAAGAGGUUUUGGCUUUGGGGGUGACCAGUGAGAUAUACCUGCUGGAACGUGUGCUACGGGUGUGUGUUGCCAUCGUGACCAGUGAACUGAGAUAAGGUGGAGCUUUACCUAGCAUAGACUUAUAGAUGACCUGGAGCCAGUGGGUCUGGCGACGAAAAUGUAGCGAGGGCCAGCCGACGAGAGCAUACAGGUCGCAGUGGUGGGUGGUAUAAGGUGAUUUGGUAACAAAACGGAUGGCACUGUGAUAGACUGCAUCCAGUUUGCUGAGUAGAGUGUUGGAAGCUAUUUUCUAGAUGACAUCGCCGAAGUCGAGGAUCGGUAUGAUAAGUCAGUUUUACUCGGGUAAGUUUGGCGGCAUGAGUGAAGGGGGCUUUGUUGUGAAAUAGUAAGCCGAUUCUAGAUUUGAUUUUGGGUUGGAGAUGUUUAAUAUGAGUGUGGAAGGAGAGUUUACAGUCUAGCCAGACACCUAGGUAUUUAUAGUUGUCCACAUAUUCUAGGUCGGAACCGUCCAGGGUGGUGAUGCUACUCGGGCGG